UUUUUUGGAGGUGCGGGGGUGGGGGGGCAGAGGAGGGGUCUGCCUGAAUUAUCCGGGGUAGAAUGCAGGUUCUCCCUGGCACUGACUCUCAGAGUAUUGCAAUGCUGACUUCUCCUUCUCAAAGCUCUUUGGCUCCACUGAUGUCUGUGGUAGUUGGGACACAGGUUGCCUCUUGGCCUGUGCCAGAAUUGCUUUCUUCCUCCCCUUGUAUUUAUCACUUUGUCAUCCCUGACUCUGAAUCCCAGAGAUCAAGACUAGCUGUAGUCCAGCAAAGGAGCAAUAAAUCAUCAUUCCCACUUCCUUUUCUCCAGGUUUUCUGCUACUUAAUUACCACACAACCACUGCUGAGGCUGCAUCUUUGUUCUGUGUGUGCUGGGGACAAAAGCCCUCAUUGAUUGGAUGUGUACAAAAGCUGCUUUGUCUCUCUCCAGCCAUUAUGUUUUGCUGUUUUGCCCAGUGCCACGUGCUCUAUCCAUCCUUUUCUCUUGUCUCCUGUGAGUUUUUAGAAUCUGAUUGUCAGGUGAUUUAUCCAUUAACAGGGCUUGUCUAAGCUCUGGGAGUAGUGGGUAGAGUGGGCAGCCCUUAACUCGCCAAGAUGAUCUUCAUUAAAUAGAGAGGUUUGGUAUGGGUUAGUCAUUUUUUAUAUGGAUUUUAGCUAGUCCCCUUCAUUCUCUGAACUCCUGGUAGGAGUUAAGCAGGUCUUGUGAUCCAGAAUGGGCUCCUAUGGAGCUUUUUUGGGGUCUAGUCCAACAGAUUGCUUGUUAACAGAUAACAUCAAAAGGGCCAACUGCCUAUCAUUUGCCUUUCCAUUAUGAAACCUCAGAGAACUUGAGUCAGUGCAAGGGUGAAGAGUUCAUAAAUGAGGAUGCCUAUGACCUUCAUCUCUAGCAAGGCUUUUUUGCUGUUUGAGGGGAAGAUUCAGGCUUUAGAAACAACGUAGACAGGCCCUUGUACUUUUCCUUGCCUGCUGUUCCUUUACUGUACCUGUGAUUUCAGAGGUUGAGAAUAAGGAGUGUUGUGUGGCAGGCAGCAAGUAUCUGGAGAGUCUUACUCCUACUCGUCAUUCCCUGCUGUUUCAAAUCAAAGCUCACAUCUCUUCUCGAAGGGUAGUAAACUUCACACAAAGCUCAGACAGUGUGGGAGAAUGGACUUCUUUGCUGGCAAAGAAGCAGAUAUGGUCUUAGAAAAGGAGAGGUCAAGCCUUUUUUUGUGUCUGUGGGAGUAGAGAGGAUUGAGGGGGAGAAGACAGAAGGACCACCAAUUGCUUUCAGCUGCUGAACCCCUUCUUCAUAGUUUCCCCUCAAGUAGGGAAGGUAGGUACAGUGGCAAUAGGCAUGAUGGGCACAGAAGUAGGAUUUACUUCAUGGUUGUGGGUGAAAGAGAACAAGGCAACUGAUGAUUUGUUUUAUGCCUAAUAUUUAUUUGCAAAAAUGUCUUUAUACCUACAGUGUUAAUAUAGGGACUUGGCAGUCAGUCUUUUAACUGAGGUUGCUUGGGUUUUAAUCCUCAUUAAGCAUACCAGGGAGAAAGGGGACCUUUUUGGUAAGUGUUGUCAUGGUUGAGAGAGGAAAGAGUAAGCUGCACUUUUGUUUGAACAGUUAAGGGCUUUUUUUCUCUUCAUGAGCUCUGUUCCCAUCCAGAGCUGAAGUCCAAUAUAGUUGGAACAUCUGGUGACCAGUUAGAAUUGAAGGCUGUCCCCCUUAGCCAUGAUGUUUGAAACAAAUGCAUGGUUAAAACAGUGAAAUGACAUGCCAGCAGCCUAGGAUGAGAGGGGAUGCUCAUUUUGACCUCUAAAUUGAGCAAAUUUGGUGGGGAAAUCACUGCGUGGGAGUAAAUUUGUAACACUAAUAAGAGAUCCUUAAAAAAAAACCUAACACAACAUUUGUUUAUUUAUUUUAGAGAGGAGGGAGAGAGCAGAGGGAGAGAAUCUCAAGCAGACUCCCCACUGAGCACAGAACUGGAUGUGUGAGAUCAUGACAAAAGCCAAAACCAAGAAUCAGAAGCUUAGCUGUCUGAGCCACCCAGGAACCCCUAAGAUGUCCUUUUUGUAGUCAUAUUUCCAAGCUUAAUUGCUAUUUAAGAAGUGGCACAGAGAGGUCGGACUGUGGGUCUCCCAUGCAGCAGCUGGAGUCAUGGCAGGACAGGCGUUUAGAAAGUUUCUUCCCGUCUUUGACCAAGUUUUAGUUGAAAGGAGAGCUGCCAAAAUUGUAACCAGAGGAGGCAUAAUGCUUCCAGAAAAAUCUCAAGGAAUAGUAUUGCAAGCAACAGUAGUAGCUGUUAGAUUGGGCUCUAAAGGCAGGGGCAGAGUGGUUCAACCACUUAGCGUGAAAGUUCAAGAUCAAGUUCUUCUCUCAGAGUAUGGAAGGAUCAAAGUAGUUCUAGAUGAUAAAGAUUAUUUCUUAUUUAGAGAUGGUGACAUUCUCGGAAAGUAUGUAGACUGAAAGAAAUCAUUAUUGAAAUGGCAUUAAGUGAAGCUGUGAAAUCUUUCGUCAUGUAAUUUUUGUGUCUCUCUUUUAUGAUAAACUAAUGGUAUCCAAAAAAAAAAAAAAUGGCACAAAGAAGUAGAUUUUUAAAAACCUUCUGUGGACAGAUAAACAGAUACAUGCUUGGGAAGGUCAGUGCUUGCUUUAGAUAUAUCUACCUUACCUGCUUUUAAAAAGUUCUUGGUAGGUGUGACUUACUUGUUCUAGCCCUAUUUGGGUUCCUUAGAUCUAAGUCUGUUUUCAUUGCUUUCAUUUAACUUUAUUGAUUAUUCUUUGAAUAUCUGAUUGAUGUCUUCUU
Molecule: messenger RNA, 2781 nt
Organism: Ailuropoda melanoleuca (giant panda)
Lineage: Eukaryota; Metazoa; Chordata; Mammalia; Carnivora; Ursidae
Product: 10 kDa heat shock protein, mitochondrial-like
Exons: 1
Coding region: 2133-2441 (102 amino acids)
Cellular component (GO): mitochondrial matrix; mitochondrion
Molecular function (GO): ATP binding; protein folding chaperone; metal ion binding
Source: RefSeq, a predicted model, not a curated record